Pygocentrus nattereri (red-bellied piranha) is the source of this 1320-nucleotide messenger RNA. Its product is annotated as pterin-4-alpha-carbinolamine dehydratase 2-like. Lineage: Eukaryota; Metazoa; Chordata; Actinopteri; Characiformes; Serrasalmidae. Bases 48 to 443 code for a protein of 131 amino acids. Gene Ontology annotation, biological process: tetrahydrobiopterin biosynthetic process. Gene Ontology annotation, molecular function: 4-alpha-hydroxytetrahydrobiopterin dehydratase activity. The transcript is spliced from 4 exons. The record is from RefSeq and is a predicted model, not a curated record.
UUGUUCAGGCGAGGUGAAGGCAGCUCAGUGGUCCUGAGACUCAGGUGAUGGGCUGGUUAAUGUUUACUCCUCGUUUUCAAUGGCAGAGAGUUUUUCACAAACAGAGACUUUUCUUUCUGCCUGCAGCUGAAAUGGCUACAGACGCGUCCUGGUUGUCUCCAGCGGAGAGAGAGCAGCUGAUGAUGGAGCUGAAGGCCACAGGCUGGGUGGAGCUGGAGGAGAGAGACGCACUGUAUAAAGAACUGCACUUCAAAACAUUCAACCAGGCUUUUGGCUUCAUGUCUCGAGUGGCUCUGCAAGCAGAGAAGAUGAACCAUCAUCCAGAGUGGUUUAAUGUUUAUAACAAGGUCCAGAUCACGUUAACGACUCAUGAUUGCGGAGGACUGUCCAAAAAAGACAUCAGACUGGCCAAAUUUAUUGAUAAAGUGGCUCUGACUAUGUAGCGCCUGUUAAGAAAAAGACUGAUUUCACAUUUGUAGACAAGUUUUUUUUUUUGGCACUAGACAAUUUAGUCUUCCUUCUUCAUGACUUUUCUUCACAACGUCAGACACGUUUAGUAGCAUAGCCUGAUAUUAGGGUGAGUGACAUCACAUGCAUUUUUUUUUGUGUACAAAUAUAUAUUUUUCUCGUUAAAUAAUUUAAUAAAUACAUGACCUGUCACAUAAGUCUACAGUACAUCCUUUAUGUGAAGGCAAUUUCAGUGCUUCAAAAUAGAAGUCAUUUUAGGCGCUUAGGCUUCCCAAAGUCUAAAAAUGCCAGGUGGUGUGGCAGCCCAACCAUGUAUGCAGAUUAAAUAAACUAUUAAAAGGGUGGUUUUGUAAUAUUAAAUUCUGUAGACGUUUGGAACCUUUAAAAUUACGGCAUCUUUACAGCUCUGAAAAUAUUCACCUCACUGAUAAGGUGGUUGGUUAGUGUAGUGGCUAACACCUCUGCCUUCUACGCUGUAGACUGGGGUUCAAUCCCCCACCAGAGUCAGCUCCAUACACUAUACCAAUAAGAGUCCUUGGGCAAGACUCCUAACACCACCUUGGCCUACCUGUGUAAAAUGAUCAAAUUGUAAGUCGCUCUGGAUCAGAGCGUCAGCCAAAUGCCUUAAAAUGUGAAUGAUAAACUUUUGUUUCUACUCACCGAUUUUAUCAUAUGUGGUGGCACAAACGACAAAAGGACUUUUAUUCUGACAUACUUUUAUGAAGAAAUGUGCAGGGCACUGCAUCAUAAAGAAGACCCCAAGUGACUUUCAUGGUGCAGUCAGCAGCUCUUUCACAAAUAUCAAAAAAAAAAAAAUUGAGUCAUGGUCAGGCUGGUCCAGUUUACCAGGUC